GUGCGCAAAAAUUGAUGACGCAUACACGCGCUACACACAAAGAAAAUGGCAGACCACAUGGAGCAGACCCCAGUGACCACCACCUCAGAUUCCUCCAAGACUAGGGAGACCCCCGGCUCGGUCCCAGUCGAGGAAAUGACCUCCAAAGACUACUAUUUUGAUUCUUAUGGACAUUUUGGGAUUCAUGAGGAAAUGUUGAAAGAUGAAGUACGUACCCUGACCUACAGAAACUCCAUGGUCUACAACAAACACCUGUUCCAGGGGAAAGUUGUUCUGGAUGUAGGUUGUGGUACAGGAAUUCUCUCCAUGUUUGCUGCCAAGGCUGGAGCUGCUAAAGUGAUAGGGAUUGAGUGUUCCAGUAUCAUAGAUUUUGGAAGAAAAAUAGUAGAAGACAAUAAAUUCAGCAAUGUGGUCACGCUAGUGAAGGGGAAGGUAGAGGAGGUAGAAUUACCAGAGGGAAUAGAGAAGGUGGACAUUAUAAUCAGCGAGUGGAUGGGAUACUGUUUGUUCUAUGAGUCCAUGUUACAGACCGUCAUAUACGCCCGAGAUAAAUGGCUGAAACCCGGAGGAUUGAUAUUUCCAGACAGAGCCACCCUGUAUGUAGCUGCCAUAGAAGACAGGCAAUAUAAAGACGACAAAAUCAACUUCUGGGACAAUGUGUAUGGAUUUGACAUGAGUGCCAUCAGAAAGAUAGCCAUCUCAGAACCAUUAGUUGAUGUAGUGGAUCCUAAGCAAGUGGUGACCAACUCCUGUCUCGUCAAGGAGAUAGAUAUAUACACGGUCCAGGAGUCGGAUCUGACUUUCACUGCCCCCUUCCACCUACAGUGUCGGAGGAACGACUACGUCCAUGCUCUCAUUACAUUCUUCAAUAUUGAGUUCACAAAGUGCCACAAAAGAACAGGAUUUUCUACAGCCCCUGAGGCACCCUACACACAUUGGAAACAGACUGUGUUUUACUUUGACCUGUUAGACUUGACUGUGAAGAAGGGAGAAGAAAUUCAGGGAACUGUCAGUGUCUGCCCGAACAAGACCAACAAGCGUGAUCUUGACUUUUCCAUUGAGGUGGAUUUUAAAGGAGAGCUCUCUGAAAUGAAAGAGACAAUGAAGUACAAGAUGCGUUAAAAAGGACAGCUGUUAGCUCCCUUUGUAGAUGCCAGUGAGCUCCCGUUAGUUGGAGGAAAACCCUGGAGCACAGAACUCAUCACUGUGUGACAGUGAUCUAUCAGGAGAAUGAGACUCUAGGCUUUUAUCCACAACUCUGUGCUUUCAUUGUCUUUGUAUUAUGAUGUUUUAUCAGAAUCAAAUAACUUUAGAACUUACAAUGUAAUGUAAUGAUAAUAAUAUAAUGUAUAUCCUGAUUCAGCAAUAUUAUGUAGAAAUGUCCAGUACCAGAUGAUUAUGUUUUUGUGUCCAUUCUUAUGGUACUGAUAGAAUACAUUCUGAUAAAUUUUGUCACAUUUAUAUGAAAUCAUUUUAAAAGUCACCAACACUUGGUACAACACAGUACUGCAUGAGAAAAUAAUAUUGAGAUUAGAUAAUGUAAAAAUGUCCUGAUAUUUAGCACUGACAUAAGUGUGGAAUAGCUAUGUAGAUUGAUGGUUGUACAAUAAUGCCAUGUUACCAUGACAUUACAUAGGGUACAGGAUCUAAUUUUAUUGCAUCAUUGACUAAUGCUGUUAUAAAAUUUUUGUUUUUUUUCCCUGUAACUGAAGAUAAUUUUGUUUAUUUUCUACACUCGAUGCUUGUCAGGCUUCAGAACUUCAAAAAUAAAAUCAUUUGUAAAGUC
This is a messenger RNA of Saccostrea echinata, 1786 nucleotides long. Its product is annotated as protein arginine N-methyltransferase 1-like. NCBI's taxonomy places the organism in Eukaryota, Metazoa, Mollusca, Bivalvia, Ostreida, Ostreidae. Gene Ontology annotation, biological process: peptidyl-arginine methylation. Gene Ontology annotation, molecular function: protein-arginine N-methyltransferase activity. The transcript has 10 exons. Bases 46 to 1122 code for a protein of 358 amino acids. The record is from RefSeq and is a predicted model, not a curated record. Gene Ontology annotation, cellular component: nucleus.